Scleropages formosus (Asian bonytongue) is the source of this 3550-nucleotide messenger RNA. Its product is annotated as voltage-dependent calcium channel gamma-7 subunit-like. Gene Ontology annotation, cellular component: AMPA glutamate receptor complex; postsynaptic density membrane. The record is from RefSeq and is a predicted model, not a curated record. Bases 344 to 1387 code for a protein of 347 amino acids. The transcript has 6 exons. Gene Ontology annotation, biological process: neurotransmitter receptor transport, postsynaptic endosome to lysosome; transmission of nerve impulse; regulation of AMPA receptor activity. Gene Ontology annotation, molecular function: channel regulator activity; voltage-gated calcium channel activity. Lineage: Eukaryota; Metazoa; Chordata; Actinopteri; Osteoglossiformes; Osteoglossidae.
UAAUAAACUCUUCCUUCGCGCGCUGUCUCGUGCCACGGGUGGCUUUUCCCGGAUCCCCCCUCCGAUAUUUCCUGGUCUCGCCGUUCCGUCCGCGCUGGGCUCCAGCUGUGCCGUUCUCCGCAGCGCUGGAGGAGGACUGAAAGGGGCAACGGGGGGACAUACCUUCGGGAGAGGGGAAUCGAUUGACAGAGGGAGAGGAGAGAGAGAGAGCGAGAGAGAGAGAGAGAGAGAGAGGGUGUGGGGUGUGGGGGGCGGAGGAAGAGAGAGGAGAAACUGCGAAAUUGGCCGCGAAGCGCCAGCGUCCGCUGGACCACCGCAUCGCUCCGUCCAUCCGUCCCGGAGGAUGAGUUCCUGCAGCAGCCGGGCCCUGACACUUCUGUCCUCGGUGUUUGGGGCAUGCGGUCUCCUGCUGGUAGGGGUUGCCGUGUCCACCGACUACUGGCUAUUGAUGGAGGAGGGCAUUGUGCUUCAGCAGAACCAGAGCAUCGAGGUCAAGAUGGCUCUGCACUCUGGCCUUUGGAGAGUCUGCUUCGUGGCAGGAGCAGAGAAAGGGAGGUGUGUGGCGUCGGAAUAUUUUACGGAGCCAGAAAUAGAAAUUACGACCGAAAAUACUGCAAAUAUAUUGAAGAUGGUGAGGACGGCAACGCCCUUCCCCAUGGUGUCCCUUCUCUUUGUCUUCACUGCCUUCGUCAUCAGCAACAUUGGACACAUUCGCCCACAGAGGACCAUCUUGGCCUUUGUUUCGGGCAUCUUCUUCAUCCUGUCAGGGCUCAGCCUCGUGGUGGGCCUCGUGCUCUACAUCUCCAGCAUCAACGAUGAGGUGAUGAACAGGCCGCGCGAGCCAGAGCAGUUCUUCCACUACCAUUACGGCUGGUCCUUCGCCUUUGCUGCCAGCUCCUUCCUGCUUAAAGAGGGGGCGGGGGUGAUGUCCGUGUACCUUUUCAUGAAGCGCUACACCGAAGAGGAGAUGUACCGACCGCACCCGGCCCUCUACCGCCCCCGGCUGUCCGAGUGCAGCGACUACAGCGGGCAGUUUCUGCACCCCGAGUCCUGGCCCCCUCCGCAGAGGGGACGCAGCGCAUCUGAGGUCUCCAGCGACAUCUCCAUCCAGCUAAACCAGACUCUUCCACCUCCACCCCCACCCAAAAACAACCCCCAACACAGCCCCCCGACAGGGGUAAUAGGUGCUUCCUCAGGCUCCUCAUCCGGGGCGAGCUACCAGAUGAUAGCUCCGUCUUCCUACCACUCCCGCACCCUUCGUCCCGCUCAUACCCUCUCCCGCGGCCCCUCCAGUGCCCCUCAAUCUCUGCCACUGGCCACACCCCCCUCUUGCGUGCCCCCGCCCCGCUACCACACCCACCUGCAGAUGAGCGCCUCGCCCUGCUAGAGUGAUACAAAAUGAGUUAGUGUCGUUGUGCCAACACACAAUAGAGACAUGUACAUUUACAUGAAUAUGCAUUACUUAGAAAAACCCGAAAGACUGACAUGAAGUACAUGAAACCAAUGCAGCUCAUAACGUCAGGGGAGCUCAGAGGGAUUGGCUGGGGCCGGGUGGGGGGGGGUCACGAGGAAGGAACGGCCAUCGCUGUGCUUCUUUGGCAAUUACAUGGAGGUGUGAGAGAGGAGAAAGGCGUCGUGCAGUUUUACAGGAAGCAAAGAUGCCAAAACAUGGAGAAUCACACAAAAGACAGAAAAAGUGUACAGUAUUUACAAAUAGAAUAAUGCGUACAUGGUAGCAGUUACCUGGCCGAAAGUGUCAUCAUUCACUUUCCUCUUACAGCUGUUCAGAACAUGCCUUCCUGUGUUUUACUUUUUAUUUUAGAAGAACUGCUAGUUGUAGUACUGAUGAUACUGAGGCAAACAGUACGUUUAGUGUUUAUUUCCCUGGUUGACUGUAAUUCCUUGUACAAUCUGAUUUGCCACCCCUUGUUCAUUUUUUUCCCCAGUGGAAAUAUGCUUACAACAUAUUUGCCAACUGAAAAAUUGACCACCAAACACUGCAGUCAUUGAAGACAGAAAAAAAAAACCAACAGUAAAAAAACAUAAUAAUUUCAGUAAAAAUGCAGUACUUUUUGUGUUAAUUGCAGUGCAGAAUAACUGCCCAAAAUGCAAUGCAUGUUUGCAUGUCUCUGCACUAUACAGUGCUGCGUUAUACUUACUACACUUGCAGGGUAACUCUGAAAUGCCGACUCACACAGGUUAAGCUUUACCAUGGUAAAAACACAAACUGCAUACUAUUGUACAUAUUUGCAGCCAUGGUAUGCAGUUCUUCCAUACGCAGUUUACAGAAACCAUACUGUCUGGGAAGUUAUAAUUUUACACUAAGUCCAUUUUUUUUGUAAUGAAAGAUUUUUUCUUUUACGUAAUACUUUGGAAAUUUUAAAAUACCUUUAUUGACUUAGUGACUGAAAGGAAUGUCCUUACAUUUAUUCAGUGCCCCAUUUUUAAAGAUUUUUAAAGGAACAUAAAUGUCACAAUAUUAUGCAAGUUAAUGAGAAAAAUUAAGUUUCACGGAGGCAGCUUAACAAUUGUGAUAUCUACACCAGUUAUUUAUUUUCCUCUAAAAAGCCCAUUCCAUUAUCAAUAACGGCUUGUCCAGGGCAGGGUUGCUGUGGUCUGGAGCCUAUCCCAGAAGCAUGAAGCGUAAGGCAGAUUACACCCUGGCUUGGGAAAACAAAAAAGUUUUACUUCAUAUUUUAAUUAGAACUAAAUACGACUCUUAGUAUAACUGCAUUUAAACCAUGUUCUCUUACCAUCUUUUCCAGUCAAUUCAAUUAAAUUAAUUUUUAUACAGUGCUCUUUUCACACAGCUACACUGCCAUUGCCAUUAACUGUUUUGUAUUUGAAAUAUCUUCACAAACCUGACAUAAACUCAUUACCCCAACAAAAAGCUGUAUAUAACAAAGUGGAAACAUAAUUACAGGAUAUGUAGUCAAAUUCCAGGACUGGUUCCUGCAGAAAAGGAAACGCAGUAUUAUAUUUUUAAAUGCCCCAUAAUUAAAAAUAUAAGAAAAUCUGUAAAAAUAUUGUUUUGUUAUUUAACAAACAAUAACUUCAGAGAGCAGAAGGGAGAAAGAGGCCAGUGUUUAUUAAUCCAUUUAAUUAAUGCUACGAAGAAAAGGGUUAUCUAGUUUUCAGGAUAAUUUUUAAAUAACCUGUUGUAUUUCUAAGGGACUUAACAUCUCAGACUUGUAUAAUUUAAUUUUUUUUCCAUUUAAAAUGAAACAACUUUCUGUAGCCUGGCCUUAUUCCAUUUCACUUUGCGUUCUAUUCACGUUUAUGAUUUUGAAUGUUUCUUAGGCUUCUUAUGCUUUACAUUUGGUUUCUCCUUUCUAUUCAUAUGUUUAGAGCAUAUUUUCACCCUGAUUUCACAUCUCCUUUCAAUGCUCCCUUCAUUCUCAUUGUUACAUUUCAUAUCCUGUCGCCUUUGUGUCUUACUGAUCCCCUCUCCGUGCAUCUCUUCAGACAAUAUGAAGGAACUGUGCCUGUAUUCGUUUUUUUUUUAUUUCCAACAAUGAAAUGAUGACAAUAAAUGGAGACUGAAAAUACA